CAGGCUGCUAUUCCAUGGCUCCGCCUACAAGCAAUCACUGCAACAAGUGCACCGAUGAUGCUAGCGCUUCUCAAGUCGCCUUGGUCUUGGUCUGAAAGAAUUGAGCAUUAGAGUGCUACUCAUGAGCCUCAACGGAUUUCUGCUAUCUUUGUGAAAAUUGGCAAUAUUUUAUUCAUCAAAUUGCAUUGUCAAAUCGGAUGGUAUUAUUUAUUGGAAUCGUUCAAUAUACGAGUUUUCAGUUAAGUACUGGAAGGGACGAACUUUUGAGUCAGAUUGCUAGUGCUUGCGUUAGCCAACGUUACUUUGCAAAGAGCAAGUUAGCCGUUUAUCUAAAAAACAAUAUGUUGCAAGAGUUUGUACAGCAGCAGCUAGCUAGCCACCCACUUCCGACAUGUUUCCCCAUGUAACUAUAUAUUGUAAAACUCGACGGACCUUUGGACCUCCAAGUAGCUCAGCCUUUUCGGUCAAGUUGCCGAUGGCUAACCUACUAAAACAGCUGCUCGGUUGUUGAUGUAAAAUACCUCGGUACUACUGCGGUAUCACCGGACAACCUCGUCGACUAUGAGGAGGGCAGGACAGAAGGAUGGAGCCUUGUCCAACACUGAGGAUUCCCUCUCCUGCCUUCCCUCCUCCAUAGAUGACCCACACUUCCAGCUCCCAGGCCUGGUCCGUCCCCUCAGUGACAUCUACCCUCUCCAAGGACACGUGGAGCAGACCCCGCCCCCGUCCCGACCGCCUGCGUGUGGGGCUGAUGUGCAGCCGCUGAACCCUGACCCACACAGGAUCAACGGGCUGAACAGUACCGCCUGGCCCGGCCCUGUCACAGGCCACCCUGAAGCCAAGCCCUACAGCUCCAGGAUCAUGAAGCUCUUCUCCAGCCAGAGGAAAAGCACCCUCUCUGGGCAGAGCCGGGCUCCUGAGACGCCCUCCUCCCUUCAGGGCACCCACGGCAGCAGUGGGACCCAGGCCUGGCCGGGCCUGCUUGCCCCGGGGGUCUUGGGCUCCUUCAAGAAGCUCCGCUCCUCAGUUCUCCAGGGCAUUCAGAGCCGAGGGACAGCCAAUCAGGAUGGACAGUCUGCCCCGGAAGCCCAUCAAGACAGGGUCAAUGGCGUCGUUUCGACCAAUCGUUACCCAGGGCAGAAGAAUGGCGCCAAUCAACUAGCUUCGCAGUUUGUUGCGAUAAGUCCCUAUGGCUCAGAGAAUGAGGAGGAGGAGGAGGAGGAGGAAGGAGGGUUGCAGAGGAACACUCGUUUCUCCCAGAGUAUCCGACGAGCGUACGGAGCAGGACGCAUCCUGCUGCUCGACACGGGACAGGGGAAACAGCUGGGGAGUUUGGACCGGGGCGUCACGACCAAUCAGAAGCCGACCCUGGGGUCGGGAUCAGAGGCCAACCUCCACUCAGAGGAGGGCGGGGGCGGAAACGCAAACAGGAACAUUCUGAGCAGACUGAGCAGGAGCGCUGACAACCUGCACCUCUUCAAGAGCCAGCUGAGACGCAAGGCCACCUCCCCCUCCUCUCCCUCGCCCCCCUCCUCUCCCUCGCCCCCCUCCCCUACCUCGCCCACCUCCCCUACCUCGCCCGCCCCUCCCUCGCCCCGGCCAGGCUCCCCAGGGCCCCCCGGGGCCGACUGUCCCCCAGGCGAUGAGGGGCCAGCCGGCUCCCCUUCUGUGGCGCAGAGGGGCCGCAGCCCCGGCCGCUGGAGGAGUCCCCUGAGGGCCAAGGGCCACAUGCUGAAACUGGUGGGCAGCAUGACAGACCUCACCGUCCGCCGCAGAACCAGCCCCUCCCCCAGCCCCUCCCCCACCUCCCCCUUGUCGCCGCUCAGCCGUCUCCACGACGACUACUCCCGCCGCACCCCGUGCCUUCCCGCCGGCGACCGCCUGCGCCGGCCGUCUCCUGGCAGGACCCGACCGGACAAACGGCCGCUGUCCACCGUCAGCCUCGACCACGCGCCCAGCGUACACCCUCCCCCUCCAGAAGACGCUACGUCGCUGCCACACCCCCAGCCCCAGGACGACACCACCUUCCUGCACCAGGUCCUCAUUAGCCCAGUCCCCACGGAGGCUGUGAGAGGAUCAGACCUCACCUCGGGCUUCCCUACUCUGGAUCAACCCAUAGUGACCCCCUCUCCCCCGAGCGCCCAGGCCCAGGGAGCCUCCCUGGCGGAGGCGAGCGCCCCUCAGGAGGGCCUGGGAGACGGGCGGGGAGCGGGGCGCCAUGCCCCUCCAGCCCUCUGGGGGCGGCCCUGCGGCGACCAGGAGGAGAGCAUGUCACAAGCUGAUGAGUGUAUAUGGACCAGGUCAGACCCAGAUGAACCGAAUACUACGCGAGCCCUCCAGCAGAGGGAAGCCCCCCUUCAGGACGAGUCCAAUCCUCCUGCUAAUGGCUUCCCAGAAUCCCCCACAUCAUCUGAGGCAGCUGGCGCCACGGAAACGCCCGCAGCCACGGAAACGCCCGCAGCCACGGAAACGCCCGCAGCCACGGAAACGCCGUCUUCUUCGUCUGUCAAUCCAAAACGGAGGGCGGGGCGAACAAGGCCUCGGCCAAUCUCCGACUACGGCCAGCUGGUGUCCAGGAAGUACUCUAUUCCUGAGGAGGAGGCGGAACUGCAUCUUGAGGAGAGGACUACAAAUGGAACAGCCAGACAGGACUACAAAAGCAAUGGCGGAGCCAUGCAGAUGGAGGACCCGGAGGGAUUUAACAUGAACGGGGAUGUCCAGAGAGGGAGGAGACGGCCGAUGUCUGUGAUUGGAGGAGUUGACAUGUUUGGUCCGCCUGGUGCCGAGGAGAGAGAGGACAGACUCCCCUCGCCCCUGUCCCGGCCCCCAGUCCCCUCCCACCAGGUUCCCCCCUACAGGGCCGUGUCUGCCAGGUUCCGCCCCUCCACCUUCUCCCAGAGCACCCCAAUCGGACUGGACCGCCUGGGAAGACGCAAGCUGCACAGAGUCCUGAGCGAGGGAGGCCAUGAGGCCGUGCUGGACGACAGCGUGAGCGAAGAAGACGGGAGCUUCGACGAGCUCACAGACGUUUCUCCCUAUCUUCAGUCUGGGGUGGAACUGUCCGCUCUAAAUGAGUGGAUUGGCUUGGGCAUUGCUGUGUAUGCGGAGGCGCUGUGGGACCAUGUGACCAUGGAGGAGCAGGAACUGGCCUUCAAGGCUGGGGAUGUGAUCCGCGUGCUGGAUGUGUCCCACAAGGACUGGUGGUGGGGUAUGGGAGGAGACUGCGAAGCCUGGUUCCCCUCCAGCUUUGUCAGGGUGCGUGUAAACCAGGAGGAGGACUCUGGGGGAGAGUGUGUGGAGAACACUGUGGACCUGGACCCUGUCCCCAGAGACACACACAGCACCCAGCACAGGGAGCAGAUGAGGACCAACGUCAUCAAAGAGAUUAUGAACACAGAGCGCAUCUACAUCAAACACCUCAGAGACAUAUGCGAGGGUUACAUUCGCCAGUGUCGGAAACGUCCGAACAUGUUCACCGAGCCGCAGCUGAAGACCAUCUUCAGCAACAUCGAGGAUAUUUACAAGUUCCAGAGGCAGUUCCUCAAAGACCUGGAGAAGAAAUACAACAAGGAGGAGCCUCAUCUGAGCGAGAUAGGAGCCUGUUUUCUCCUCCAGGGAGAAGGCUUCUCGAUCUACUCCGAGUACUGUAACACCCACCCGGCUGCGUCCGGCGAGCUGCACCGCCUCAUGAAGCUGGGCCGCUACAAGCACUUCUUCGAGGCGUGCCGUCUCCUCCAGCAGAUGAUUGACAUUUCCAUCGCUGGCUUCCUUCUCACGCCUGUCCAGAAGAUCUGCAAGUACCCCCUGCAGCUCGGGGAGCUGCUCAAAUACACCCCCAAAGACCACAGCGACCACAGCGGAGUGAGCGACGCGUACGAGGCGAUGAAGAACGUAGCGAGCCUCAUCAACGAGAGCAAGAGGAGGCUGGAGAGCGUGGAGGCCAUAGCUCACUGGCAGGUGGACAUCCUUCACUGGGAGGGAGCUGACAUCCUGGAGCGCAGCUCGGAGCUGAUCCACUCCGGGGAGCUGACCCGCGUGGUGCGGCAGGGCAAGACUCAGCAACGCAGCUUCUUCCUGUUUGACCACCAGCUGGUGUUCUGCAAGAAGGACGUGCUGAGGCGCGACCUGCUGCACUACCGCGGCCGGCUGGACAUGGACCAGACGGAGGUGGUGGAGCUGCCCGACGGCAGAGACCCGGAUCUGGGCCUGAACCUGCGGAACGCCCUGCGCCUCCGCCACGCCGCCACCCUGGAGAGCCUGGGCAUGCUGUGCUGCAGGAAGACCCAGGACAAGCAGAUGUGGCUGCAGGCCUUUGCCAGGGAGAGACACAGGGUCAAGGAGGACCAGGAGAUGGGUAUGAAGAUUAGCGAAGCGCAGAGGAAACAGGCGAUCUUCAAUGCGAGAAAAUCCAAAAAGGGGAAAAUGAAGACAAUUGGCUACUCUGGUUCCAUCCCGCCCCACCAACAAUCCCUGCACCCGAUCCAUCAACGACAUGUUACCGUGCCAACCAGUGUGCCUCAACAACAGGUGUUCACAUUGGCUGAACCCAAGCGGAAGCCAUCUCACCUGUGGUACACCUUCACCCGCAACGCCUUUUUCAAGAAAUAAAGACCCUGCAAAACUUUCUUCCUGAUUCUGACUGAGAUCCAACCACAUCCAUCACAUCCAUCUGUUAAACAGAGAGGGGGAGUGUACCAUACACGCUCUGAAGAUGGACGAAAGUUAAUGUUAUUGUUUCACGUGACAUGAAGAAUUUCAAAGGGGGAGAACUUUUUUUUAUCUUGAAAGUUAGAACAGUUUGACAAAGUUGAUGAGCAGCGCUUGAUGAGGAACCUGCUCAAAAGAACAGUGUUUUGAUCUCGUGGCUCCUAGAAAUCUCACUCAGCCAACAGGUCAACUGGAAACGUACCGCCUACAGCUCCCUGGGCCUCUCCAACGAGACCGUGAAUGUUCUGACCACACCUGCAAUCGUCCCAGAUCCAUAUAUAUUUCAGCAAUGUGAACGUUUUGUUUUUAAGUGCUGUGUCUCUGUGUGCCUUUACAUGUGCUUGUCAUCUCUUUGUGUCUGUCAGUGUGUUGUGCCUGUUAUUUGGGAGUGACACACCCAAAAGUGUUAAAAUUCAGACCAUUUAGCUGGUUUGAUGAAGAUGCUGCUUAGUCUCCAGAUUCUUUCCUCCAUGUAUUUCCAGCAGAUGCCAUUUUUAUUUAUUUUUUUCUUGAUAACGCCAACGGUAUACAUUCAUCUUUUUAAUUUUGACUCCUUAUGACCAUGGUUUUAGUCAUUUCUCUAAGGCUGGCCCCUUUUUGAGUUUGAGCAUGUUGUGACGGUUUGAAUGUCAGUGCUAAGCACAGUCACAGGACAGUCUGCUCUUUGUGCUCUCUCACACACUAACCCUGUUAACACUGUAAAUAAACUGUUGUACAAAAGUACCAAA
This is a messenger RNA of Hypomesus transpacificus, 5435 nucleotides long. It is a transcript of the gene spata13, whose product is annotated as spermatogenesis associated 13. Gene Ontology annotation, molecular function: guanyl-nucleotide exchange factor activity; protein binding. The transcript has 14 exons. The coding region runs from base 562 to 4608 and encodes 1348 amino acids. The record is from RefSeq and is a predicted model, not a curated record. NCBI's taxonomy places the organism in Eukaryota, Metazoa, Chordata, Actinopteri, Osmeriformes, Osmeridae.